AUGGAGACAGAAGAGAGGAACCAGAGAGCGUGUAAGGCAACAGAGCCAGAGUUCUUCUUGCAGUGGGGAAGCAGAAAGCGUCUGAGAUGCGUGCGGGUGAAAGAUCCUCGGAUUUCAACUAGGCUCAACGGUGGUGUCAGAAGGAAACUCAAUUCCGGAGCGGAUAAUAAUCGUUCCGGUGUUUCUCUUUCUGAGAAAGAAACUUCACAUAUUCAUCAUCAACAACCGAACCGUCUCACAAGGAAUUCCGACUCGGCGGCUCUACGACCUUCGGCCGGAGAUAGUCGGAAAUCGGCAUCGCCGGAGAAGGAAGAUCGGUACUACACGACGAGGGGUUCGGCGGAGGAAAACGGUAAAGUUACCGGCGAUGUUAACAACGGUGAAGAGAGAGCUCUUGUUUGGCCUAAGCUUUACAUCGCUCUGUCUAGCAAAGAGAAAGAAGAAGAUUUUCUUGCUAUGAAAGGUUGUAAGCUUCCUCAGAGACCCAAAAAGAGAGCCAAAAUCAUCCAAAGAAGCUUAUUGUUGGUGAGCCCUGGAGCAUGGUUGACUGAUAUGUGUCAAGAAAGAUAUGAAGUUAGAGAGAAGAAAAGUAACAAGAAGAGGCCAAGAGGAUUGAAGGCUAUGGGAAGUGUGGAAAGUGAUUCCGAAUGA
Lathyrus sativus (Indian pea) is the source of this 651-nucleotide messenger RNA. Lineage: Eukaryota; Viridiplantae; Streptophyta; Magnoliopsida; Fabales; Fabaceae. The record is from the annotation of a GenBank genome assembly.